AGAGCCAGCUGUUGCCUGGGAAUAACUUCACAAAUGAAUGCAACAUUCCUGGAAACUUCAUGUGCAGUAACGGGCGCUGUAUCCCAGGGGCCUGGCAGUGUGAUGGGCUGCCGGACUGGUUUGGUGACAGUGGUUUGAAUGCCGUAGUCAUGAUCCUGGUGUACAUGUCUGUGACUUGUGAGGGUGCUGAAGACCUGAAGAAAAUGGAUAGCCCUUUCCUGGGGGCCAGAGGCUCUGGUUUUAACAGUUCUCAGCCUGAAGUCUGUCUGGAAGAGCAAGCCUCUAAGACAAAAGCCAAAUCCAAAUGCGGUGCCACGUUCUUCCCCUGCGCUAGCGGGAUCCACUGUAUCAUUGGCCGCUUCCGGUGCAACGGCUUCGAGGACUGUCCCGAUGGCAGCGAUGAGGAGAACUGCACAGCAAAUCCCUUGCUUUGCUCUACUGCCCGAUUCCACUGUAGAAAUGGUCUUUGCAUUGAUAAAAGCUUUGUGUGCGACAGUCAAAAUAACUGUCAAGACAACAGCGAUGAAGAAAGCUGUGAAAGCCCUCAAGAGGCAGGCAGCGGCCAGGAUUACGUGACCUCAGAAAAUCAGCUGCUGUACUACCCUAGUAUCACCUAUGCUAUCAUCGGUAGCUCUGUCAUUUUCGUACUCGUGGUGGCUUUUCUCGCCUUGGUCCUGCAUCACCAGCGGAAACGUAACAAUCUCAUGACCCUACCAGUGCAUCGGCUGCAGCACCCUGUCCUGCUGUCCCGGCUGGUGGUCCUCGACCACCCCCAUCACUGCAGUGUCACCUACAACGUCAACAAUGGGAUCCAAUACAUGUCCAACCAGCCCUACCACAGGCCAGUGGACCUGGACUCUCCACCAUCCUAUUCAGAGGCUGUGCUCGACCAGAGCAGACCGCCUUGGUUUGACCUUCCUCCACCGCCUUAUUGCUCUGAAUCUGAAUCCCUGAAUCAGCCAGAUCUUCCUCCUUACCCAUCUCCGACAGGAAGCUUGGGGAGCACAGACACAGACAUGGCAGGAAGCCCUCUGGGCACAGCUGGCAGUUGGACAAGAGACAUCCAUGACAGCAUGGAUGGCCACAGAACUCUUCUUGAGAGGACUGCGGCUCAAAGUGACUCUCAGGGCAACCACCUUGCUGAAAGAGAAGUGUGA
Molecule: messenger RNA, 1157 nt
Organism: Eurypyga helias (sunbittern)
Lineage: Eukaryota; Metazoa; Chordata; Aves; Eurypygiformes; Eurypygidae
Gene: LDLRAD3
Product: low density lipoprotein receptor class A domain containing 3
Exons: 7
Biological process (GO): receptor-mediated endocytosis
Cellular component (GO): plasma membrane
Molecular function (GO): protein binding
Source: RefSeq, a predicted model, not a curated record